Molecule: messenger RNA, 663 nt
Organism: Seminavis robusta
Lineage: Eukaryota; Bacillariophyta; Bacillariophyceae; Naviculales; Naviculaceae
Source: the annotation of a GenBank genome assembly
AUGAUUAUACGUGACGCUUUUAUUACAUUGGCCUUUGUGGCUACCAUUGCCACCGGAGAGAGUCUCCUUCGAAUUCCCAAAAAAGUGGCGGAUGUGGAAGAAGGGGGUGGAACCGUUGGCAUGGUUCGCACAGCCAACAAUAGAGCCCAUUUCCGACAGCUCGAUUCCGAAUCGAGCGAUUCAGAGGAUACUGGUAGCACUUCCAGCGAUUCGGGCGACUCUGGCGACUCUGGCGACUCUGAGUCUGGAAAUACUACUACUACUACCGAAGAGUCGGCACCGCUCGAAUUGGAAGCCAAUUGGUGGGAGAACAUUGACACUGACGAGUUUAUGCAAGAUCCGCUGGGAUUCCUCAGUAGCAAUGCAACGGCGUUCAAGGAUGGUGAAGACGAAGAUGACGAAGAUGAUACUUCAGGCGACCUUAUCGAACCAGACGAAAGCACUGAUUCCGGAGACGGAGACGUUGGUUCUCAGAACUUUUGGGAUCAAAUUUGGAACGACAUACAGACUGAUAACAACUUGACUCCGGAGGACGAGGAGAUCUUGGAUCAUCUUGACGAAAGCAACAAUCCAUUUGGUGGAUGCUUGGACUUGUCAAGCAAGCAAUGGAGCUUUAGAAUUACAAAGAAAAACUUGUGGGUAAACCGUGGUAUAUGUAUAUGA